Camellia sinensis is the source of this 2069-nucleotide messenger RNA. The record is from RefSeq and is a predicted model, not a curated record. Lineage: Eukaryota; Viridiplantae; Streptophyta; Magnoliopsida; Ericales; Theaceae.
AUCAAUCACCAACAAACCUCAUGACUGCGCAUCCUCAGCACCGUCGGUCCUCGUACGCCACAAAUCAACACCACCACCGCCGCUAACAGGUUCGCUCUCUUUUUCACUCCCUUUCGCUCUCUUGCUCUCUCCCUCUCUGUAUCGCUCUCACUCUCUCUAUCUCGCUCUCGCUCUCGGUCUCUCUCUCUCUACCCCUUCUUCUAUUUCCCCAACUGUGAACUCUUGCUCUAGGGUUGUUUAUUCUAUCCAUUCAGUUUAAUUUUGUCUUCAUUUCUGAAAUGGGUUUGUUUGAAGUGGUUUCAUUACUAGAGUUUUAUGGGUUUCAUGUUGUAAAUAGGUUUGAUUUUAGGGUUUGAUACCUUUCCCCCUCUUUUUCCUUUCUCUCUCAUUAGUUUCAAAGCCCUAAUCCAUUGAUUGUCUAUGUAUUUUCAUGUAUGGCUACUCAUUGAUUGUGUAUGUUAUCUCAUGUAUUCUGAUUAUUUUCAUUGAAAUUUGAUGCUCUGAUUGCAAUAGUAAGUAAUUUAUUUGCUUCCCUUUGAUGAUUAUUUAUUAGAUUUUGGGCAAUACCCAUCAAGUCAUACAUUGGGGAUUUUUAUUUAUUUUUUUACUUUGUAAUUGCUCAGCGAAAUAGUCUCUCGGCAGUGAAAUAGUUUCACUUUGGAUAUAGUUCUCAUUGUAAUAAGUAAAGCUGCAUUUUGGCAGUGAACUAAUGAGAGAAAAAGAAGUUUCAUCCAGCAUAUGGGGAUCUAUUCUGUGAUCGUUGAUGUGCUUCUGUAACUUUAUAUUAUUAUUAUUUUUUUCUAGUGAUGCAGAUAUUCAUGCAGUUACUUUUUUUCUUUGGAUGGCUAUGUUCUGUUUGCUGUGGACCUAGACAAUUGGGGAAUAUUCAUAAAAAAUGAAAGUAUGUUCACUGGAGGGUAGCAGUAUCAAAUGACACUUCUGUUCAUAAAAGGAUGCUUUAGCAAAGUGAUAUUGAUUCCGAAGUGAAUAAUAUAUUUCUACUUGUUCAAGUACAUUAAAAAAUUUCGUCUAUUGUUAUAUUGAAGAUUGCUUCUGUAGCAUAAACAUUCUUGAAUUUGGUAGUGUUAGUAUAUAAUUUCCUAAGCAAAAUAAAGUCGUAAUCAUAUUGUUGAUUUUCCUCCCCUCUUAUCUUUCUGAUGUACUGUACUUUAUCUGUUGGGAAAUUUCUAACGUCCAGGCAAGUAUUUAUCGGGAGGAGAACAACGUUAUAGACUUGUAUAUCAUACUUCUUAGAUUUUCAAGGAAACCUUGUCUAGGCACUAUUUUUUGGGCCCAAAUGGUCUUUGGGGUGAAUGGCUGGGGCCUAGCCCAGAGAUAAAGGUUCACUAUCUAAGCAAUACUGACUUGACUCCAAAUGAAAAUUCAAGAUUAUAUCCUGAAUCAGGAGGUUGCACAAUAUGACCUUCAGGAAGUAAAAGAUGGUGAGUCAGAAGUGGGUAAAUCUACCAUGGAAUCAUUGCUGUCUUUGGAUGAUGGAAGACAGUCACUUCCAGCUGAUGACUCUUGUCCUCCCUUAAAUAAUGAACCAGUAAAAAUGAUGGAUGAUUUUUUGAGAUUGGCACGAGAAAAUACUGCAAAAAAUUUAGAAACAUGUGGUGUUCUUGCUGGUUCAUUGAAAAACAGGGUGUUCCAUAUCACUACACCGAUAGUUCCAAAGCAAGAGUCAACUUUAGAUUCGUGUCAGACCUUGAAUGAAGAAGAAAUUUUUGAAGUCCAAGACAAAUAUUCGCUUUUUCCUCUUGGGUGGAUCCAUUGUUUUUUUGCAGAAAACAGAGGGUAGUGGCUAAGAUGAAACAGAGCAAGCUUGGGGCAGACAGAGCUGUUUUUGGACAUUAUGCACGUGCAUGCAACCCCUGCGCAUCAUUGCUUACAUCAUGAUCAUUGUUGUAAUUAAUUUGUUUAUUAUCGUUGCAAUUAAUUAUUGUUGUUAAUAAUUAUUGUUUAUUUAUACUUGUUAUUAGCUGAUUAAACUUAGAUAGUUAGAUUACUUGUCAUGAUUACCCUUGUUGUAAUAGCCUAGUUAGCUAGUUAAUGCUUUAAUUUAUUCA